AUGAUUGACCAUCCGAUCUCUCCUGAGACUCCCAAGACCAGCGUGAGGGAUCGGAAUACGUGCGAGCAGACUGCGGGGAAAGGCUGUCGCACCUGUGCUAGAAGACGCAUUCUGUGCGACCGCACUCUCCCGACGUGCAGAAAAUGCUCAAGCAAAGGCCUGGGUUGCCCUGGCUAUCAGCGGCAGCUGCGGUGGACGAGCGCCGUCGCUGUGCGUGGGCCGCUGAAGCACCUUUCUCCCGCUGAGGCCUUCAAUGCCAGGUCCCUCACCGACAAACCCAAACUGUCUGAAAAUCCACACGGUGACCGGCCUACACCAAAUGUAGCGAUCGAGCCUGAACCUCAAAUCCCAACCUUCUCGCUUGACAGGCCUGUGAUCGACCGGUUCUUCGAAUACUAUGCAUCGCACAUCGCCCCGAUGAUGGUGUGGUUGGAUUCCGAUGCCAACGGAUAUCGUCGUCUCAUAUUGCCCAUGGCAGAACAGCACCUCAUCUUGCGGCUGGCGAUCUGUGCUAUAUCUGCCGCUCACAUGCCCCAAGAACCCCAAUACGGGUUGAAAUUCUCCUCGGCAACUGGCGAUGCUACGAUGGCGAUGAUUGCGGCACACGUGCGGCAGAUAAAUAACAGUCUAGAAGUUGGGGGCAACGGGUCAGCGGGGGGAGAAAACCGAUCCCUCGAGUGCACCUUGGCCGCGAUGCUGAUCCUCGCCAAUCAAUCGCUCUUGGGAUCGGAGUUGCCUCUGGCCCGAUUUCACAGACAGGCCGCUCGAGUCAUGCUGGAGAGACUGUCCUCGCAGAGGUCGCCCAGCGACGAGCUAUUUGCCUUUCUCAAAAAUCAGCUGGCGUUGUGUGAUAUCCUGAUGUGUACGACCAUGUUCGACGCUGAGCAUAUUCACACGGUCAUUCUGCCGGAAUUUGCGAACGGCGAUGUUAUCCUAGGCCGAUUUUUGACCAUUGUGCAUCGAAUUACCCGCCGGUCGCUCGACAUCGUCGCAGUCGAUGCUCUCCGCGAUGACGACGCUUAUCUUGAUGAGCUGGAGAGCGAGCUGGAGCUGGCCCAAGGGCCGAGCCUCAUGGUUGCCGGACAGAUGAUCUCGCAGCGCAGCCAAUCCGCCAAAGAAGACUUCACCCGGCUCAUCCACGUCUUUCACCACGCUGGAGUUCUCUAUGCAUGCCAACGUCUCCGGCUGGGGAUGGGUUUCCGCGCCCAAUUCCACCUCGACAAACUCUUCAGAUCGUUGAAGCAAUUCCACAACGUCAAAGCCGUCCUUCACAAUCUGGCAUGGCCGGUGUUCAUUGCAGGAAUCUGCGACUGGACCACCCCCGAACAGAAAGCCACGAUCUCGGAGAUCUGUGGUGCAAUGUCAAUGCAUACGGGAUUUGGCCAUUAUUCGAGAAUCCAGCUUUUCCUGCAGGACCUUUGGCAGACACCGCACAAGAAUUGGAUCCUCCUUGCCAAGGGCUGGGAGGCCGAAGGAAAUCCAGUCGUUGCCGUCUGAUCUCGGAGAGGGGCGAGGGGUUGUUAAUAAUGCUCCUCGGUUGGAC
Cladophialophora immunda is the source of this 1543-nucleotide messenger RNA. RefSeq lists its product as uncharacterized. Lineage: Eukaryota; Fungi; Ascomycota; Eurotiomycetes; Chaetothyriales; Herpotrichiellaceae. The record is from RefSeq and is a predicted model, not a curated record. The transcript has 2 exons. Gene Ontology annotation, biological process: positive regulation of transcription by RNA polymerase II. Gene Ontology annotation, molecular function: DNA-binding transcription factor activity, RNA polymerase II-specific; zinc ion binding; transcription cis-regulatory region binding. The coding region runs from base 1 to 1497 and encodes 498 amino acids. Gene Ontology annotation, cellular component: nucleus.